Molecule: messenger RNA, 1806 nt
Organism: Jatropha curcas
Lineage: Eukaryota; Viridiplantae; Streptophyta; Magnoliopsida; Malpighiales; Euphorbiaceae
Product: anthocyanidin 3-O-glucosyltransferase 7
Molecular function (GO): quercetin 7-O-glucosyltransferase activity; quercetin 3-O-glucosyltransferase activity
Source: RefSeq, a predicted model, not a curated record
AUGGGAAUUAAAACUCAUUAUCAAUCGUAUCACUAUCCUACAUAAAGGGUAAUGUAAUAAUAGUAAUUAUAAAUUUUUUUUUUUUAUUAGUGGAAGACCAGCUUCGAGGAAGAGAAUUUCUUCAUGUUCUUCCAUUUCUCUGCGCCCAAGCUUUUGACCUCUUGAUUUAUUCACAGUUUUGAGGAAGCUCCAAGCAUUGCACGUCUCGUAUCUAAAUUCUUAAAGACUUUUCGACUUGUCACCACUCGAGGAAGAGUUUGGAUUUCGUUGGAAAGGUUGCCACUUAGUUAAUCCAAUGGAAAGAUCCACAUCACCAACCAAACCGAAAAAACAUGUUGCUGUCUUGGCAUUCCCAUUUGGCUGCCACCCUCUGGCUCUUCUCAACCUAGUCAAGAAGCUAGCAAUGGCAGUUCCAGACAUACAGUUUUCAUUCUUCAACUUAGCAAACUCCAACAACUAUCUUUUCUCGGCAUCUGAAGCCAAUAAUCUGCCUAGUAACCUAAGACCUUACAGUGUUGGAGAUGGAGUGCCCUUAAAUCAUGUCUUUUCCGGACAUCCAAUAGAAAGAUUGGACCUAUUUAUAGAAGCCACCCCAGAGAACUACAAAAAAGGACUUGAAUUAGCAGUGGCAGAGAUGGGUCAAAUUAAUUGCUUGAUAACAGAUGCUUUCUUGGCUUUUGCAGGUGCAAUGGCUAAUGAUUUUAAUGUUCCUUGGAUUCCAGUUUGGAUACCUGUCCCCCAUUCUCUCUCCGUGCAUAUUUAUACUGACACACUACGUCAAUACUAUCGCACGAAUGAUGAUGAUAACAACUGGAAUGAUAGUGGCAAUGAUAGAAAUAAAGAGUCGAAAACCUUACAAAAUAUUCCAGGGUUAGCUGAAAUAAGAGUUGAGGAUUUACCUGAUGAAAUUAACAAAGAAACUCUAUUAUCUUGCAUGUUAGGUCAAAUGGGUCAUGUGCUUCCACAAGGUACUGCUCUUGUAAUGAAUUUUUACGAAGAACUAUACCCUAAACCCUUAUUAGACGAUCUGAAAUCCAAGAUUUCGAUAGUGCUUAAUGUGGGUUUCGUUACCCUAUCAAUGCCACCACCACCAUUGCCAUUGUCAAAUACAGAUGCUACUGGCUGUCUUUCAUGGUUAGAUACCCAAAAAACAAAAUCUGUUGCUUAUAUUAGCUUUGGAACUGUUGUUGGUAUCCCUCCUAAUGAGAUCAAAGAAUUGGCAAAAGCAUUGGAAGAAAGUAAAAUUCCAUAUCUUUGGUCAAUUAGAGACAAUUUGAGAGAAAAUUUACCAAAUGAGUUUCUUGAAAAGACAAAUUGGCAUGGAAAAGUGGUUUCAUGGGCACCACAAACUCAGGUAUUAGCACAUAGUUCAGUUGGUGUUUAUGUGACCCAUUGUGGAGCUAAUUCUGUGUAUGAGAGUGUGGCAAAUGGGGUUCCAAUGAUCUGUAGACCAGUAUUUGCUGACAACAUGAUAAAUGCAAGAAUAGUAGAGGAGAUAUGGGAGACUGGUGUGAGAGUUGAUGGUGGAGUGUUUACAAAGAAUGGUCUAAUUAAGAAUUUGAAGUUUAUUUUGGAACAUGAAGAUGGGAAAGGAAUAAGAAAAAAAGCAGAAGAUCUACAAGAGCUCAUUUUGAAAGCUGCUGCUCCAAAUGGAAAUGCUGCCCAAGAUUUCAAGAAUUUGGUGGAAGUGGUUUCAUCAAAUCAGUAAGAACUGACAUUGGCAUUGCCUGCCUGCCAAAUAGUAUUUUUACUUGAUCAAUUAAUUUGCCUGUUUUAUGCAUAAUAAACAAAUUUCAGAUAGUUUAU